AACCCUUUUUUUUGUUUUUCAGACCCGAUUGCACGCAAAGGACUGGACUUUGAUCAAAACUGUUAGACCUGAAAUGGAGUCGAGUUCAUGCAGAAUGAAUCUCCUUCUCUUCACCUCACUGCUGUGUAUCCAAGCCUGCUUUGGGGAUCCAGCAGCACCAGUGUUCCUGAGUAGGUCAGAAGCUAAGCAGAUGCUUCUGCAUCGCUAUCCACGUGCCAACUCAUUCCUGGAGGAGCUGAAACAAGGAAAUCUGGAGCGGGAGUGUUUAGAGGAGAUAUGCUCAUACGAAGAGGCCAAGGAGAUCUUUUCUCGGCCUGAACAGUUGGAUGAGUUCUGGAAGAAGUACACAGAAGUGGACCAAUGUCAACCUGGCCCAUGUGCAAACGGGUCCACUUGUGUCAGUCAGGGCAACACUUAUAUCUGUCUAUGUCCACCUAAAUUCCAGGGACGGAACUGCGACAAAGAAACACUUCCGCACACUUUUUAUGGCUGUCUGUAUAAGAACGGAGGAUGUGAGCACUUCUGCACAGAGGAUGCAGAUUUGGCCCAUCGAUGUCACUGUGCUACUGGCUACAGCCUGGCGGCUGACAACAGAAGCUGUGUGUCACAAGUACCUUUUGCUUGUGGUAAACCGGUGGUGAACCAAAUAGGCCCUAGGAUUGUUAAAGGACAAGUGUGCCCUAAAGGACAAUGUCCUUGGCAGGCAUUACUUAGGCUUGCGGGUGUGUAUAAAUGUGGAGGAGUUAUUCUAAACUCGGAGUGGAUUCUCACAGCAGCUCACUGUGUCUGGCACGCAGAAAAAUCCCAGUUACAAGUGACAGUCGGUGAACACAUCAUUUCUGUAAAAGAGGACACGGAGCAGUUUAGAGGGGUGUCUGAAAUAUUAAUCCAUCCUCUUUACAACUACACAUCCAAUGAUGCUGACAUAGCACUUCUACAUCUGCGCAGGAACAUAUCACUAGGCCCCUACGUCGUGCCCAUCUGCCUUCCUCCAGCACAGGGCACAUUCGGUCGCACGCUAGGUUCGGUGCGCACCUCUGUCGUGAGCGGAUGGGGCCGGCUUUCUCAGCACGGACCUCAGUCCACCGUGCUCCAGCGGCUAGAAGUGCCCCGGGUGCCGCUCGAGAAGUGCCGAGCCCACUCAGGUCUGAGCCUGACCAGCAACAUGCUGUGUGCUGGUUUUAAGGAAGGAGGACGUGACGCCUGUCAAGGGGACAGUGGUGGGCCACUGGUCACCCACUACAACAACAUAUGGUUUUUGACAGGCAUAGUGAGUUGGGGAAAAGGCUGUGCUCGCUCAGAUAUGUACGGCAUCUACACCCGUGUAGCAGUAUUUGUAGAGUGGAUUAUGAACACAGUCGCUGCAGAGUAAAUUAAGUUUUAAAAUCUUAAAACUUAACAUCAGAUGAUUUGGUGCUGUAAAGAUGAUAUACAAACUGUACUGAUACUUAGCUUCACUAUAAAACACUAUCGUUCCCUGAAUAUGUGUGUGUAUAUAUAUUAUAUAUUAUAUAUAAUAUAUAUCAACAAUGAUUUAUUGUACUGUUCUAUUUGCACAACCACUAAUAAAAUGAAUGUUGCUAUUAGAUAUAAGAG
Ictalurus punctatus (channel catfish) is the source of this 1596-nucleotide messenger RNA. It is a transcript of the gene f7l, whose product is annotated as coagulation factor VII, like. Gene Ontology annotation, molecular function: calcium ion binding; serine-type endopeptidase activity. The transcript has 8 exons. Gene Ontology annotation, cellular component: extracellular region. Lineage: Eukaryota; Metazoa; Chordata; Actinopteri; Siluriformes; Ictaluridae. The record is from RefSeq and is a predicted model, not a curated record. Bases 74 to 1372 code for a protein of 432 amino acids. Gene Ontology annotation, biological process: blood coagulation; proteolysis.